Molecule: messenger RNA, 1342 nt
Organism: Sander lucioperca (pikeperch)
Lineage: Eukaryota; Metazoa; Chordata; Actinopteri; Perciformes; Percidae
Gene: scnm1
Product: sodium channel modifier 1
Exons: 9
Coding region: 240-911 (223 amino acids)
Biological process (GO): RNA splicing
Cellular component (GO): nucleus
Source: RefSeq, a predicted model, not a curated record
CGGAGAAUGGACCAAACUGCCGUAAGACCUCGUGCGCCCCCCGCGGAGUAAGCCGUUCCCCCCGGCUGGCAAAGGUGCUCGCUCCCCGGACAUAGUCGUGAACCACUUAGCAAGCUAGCGUUAAGUUGGUAACCGAACAACUGCGGGAAGGUGAUGACAAGAGUCAGUUGAACAUCCUGAAGAAACGGCGUGUGGCAGAUCUUCUGUCUCAUUAUAUUCCAGAAGAUGAAGCAGCUCUUAUGAAAAAUGGAAGAUACACUUGCCUUGUGUGCUCCUACCGUCCCGUGUUUGAUACAGUUGAUACGUUGACAGUCCACAGAAACGGGAAAAAGCAUCUAGAAGGAUUAAAAGCAUUCUAUGGCAAGAAAGCACGGUUGAAGAAUGAAAUGACAAAAAGGCACCAUGAAAACUACGUCCAGACUGAAGACACAAAACAGGAACCCUCGUGUUCAGCCCCUUUACUGGCCCAAACACGGAGGCUUACACAUCACGCUUUAUUGAAGACUGUACCAUAUAACAGCUGCCAUACUAAAACCAGUACAAAAUCUGGAGAAGGAGCCCGGAGAAUCAGCUCAGAUCCCAGCGACAACUCUUGCAGCAAAACAGCAUCCGAGCAAGAAAAAGGAUGCCGAAAAACUGAAGUUUCAAACAGUUUAUCACAAAGCACCUUUAGUGGCUGCACAGCAGCCGGUGAAGGAUCACAUCCGGACAUUAAGGCCGCGGCCGCAGUGACACAGGAGGCAGAGCCCAUAACCGCGCAGAGGAGGAGGGAGCUGGAGCACUACCUCAAACUGAAAAGUGACGGGUGGUUGCCAGACCGAAGCGGCCAGUGGGUGAGAGACGAGAAUGUGGAGUUUGAUUCAGAUGAGGAGGAGCCUACUUCACUCGCCCCUCAACCUACAAGUCACUAAGACGACUAAGAACUGUAGGAAAACACAGAUGAACUUGUUCCACAUUGGUACAUUCAGAGGCCUCAGGCUGUUUGAGACCGCCAGAACACCACAUGCAAUGACCUCAUUGAAGAGAUUUGUACUAUUCAUCAACCUUUCAUUGAAUUCCAUGUUUUUUUUGUGCUGAUUCUACAGCACAUGUGUACUCUUAGAUCCCCGCUGGGCACCAGUGAUCAUCAGCUGCAGCUUUUGAUGCUUUUAUUUUACCAGGAAACUCACAAUUUAAGAAGAUGUGUAAUUUUCAGUUUCAAUUCAACAGAAUUAGACAGUAAGAAAAAAAUGCCCUUUUGUUGUUUUCAAAUUCCUGUCACUCUUAAUUUGCUGACAAUGUUUGCUAUUGUUUUUGUUACUACAGUAACAUAAAGCAGAUUUCAAGAGAAUACAAUUUUGUG